This is a messenger RNA of Pangasianodon hypophthalmus (striped catfish), 9891 nucleotides long. RefSeq names its product myosin IXAb (gene myo9ab). Gene Ontology annotation, molecular function: GTPase activator activity; ATP binding; microfilament motor activity. The record is from RefSeq and is a predicted model, not a curated record. Gene Ontology annotation, biological process: intracellular signal transduction. Gene Ontology annotation, cellular component: myosin complex. The transcript is spliced from 44 exons. NCBI's taxonomy places the organism in Eukaryota, Metazoa, Chordata, Actinopteri, Siluriformes, Pangasiidae. The coding region runs from base 661 to 8043 and encodes 2460 amino acids.
CACAAACCUCAACGCGCCUCUGCACCCAGUGUUUAGAGGACUGGCUGCAUUUGAGCAGGACAGAAUGAAGGACAGACGAAGACAGGGAGUGGUUUAGCAGAACUUAGGAGCAGCUUCAUGUUUCUGUAAGAGGCUGAUAUAUGAACGUGCAUCACAAUGUGAUGAUUUUCUUUGCUCAUCGUGUGGCAGGACUGGAUGGGUUCUUCAGUAAGGCAUGAAACAGGAAUCUCAGAGGACUGCUAUAGAAUGGUGAAAUCUUUGGACACACCAUCUUUUGUCUAUCCUCAUUUGGAGCCCAUCAGAAGAUCAGUCCUCCCUCGCUGAGUUGACAAGACCCUGGAUCAUACUGAGCACUCACAGCCGACCAAAAGCUUUGUGGUAUUUGUACAUUUGCGCCUUUCCCAUGCUGUGGAAUGUUUAGCAGCUCUGAGUGUAGUUUCUCAAAGCUGACGAAAGCUGGAGCUGAGAGCUUUUACUACAGACGAGCAGAGGAAGCCAGUGACCCUAUCCAGCCAAGACACACACACCCUCACUGAGUCUUCUGCUGAUAAGCUAAAGCUUCUCAAUCCACAAGACCUUCUACGCUAAAGCUCUUAAGUCUAAUUGAAAUAUUUGAACUGUUUCAUCUGAAGAAUCAUAGUGCGGCUGCAGUUCUUGUCCAUGCCCGUAAUUACCCUUCAGGUCAAGGGCUGGAAUGUCUUGACUCCGCCCCCGAAGCUGUGUGCAGGAGGUGCCGAGGCGGACGCCGAUGGGAGCUGCUGCUCAAUGAUGAGCUGCCAUGGCGCUGGAGGGCAUCGCCGGCGCCUCGAAGACUCAGAGUUCACCGUGCGCGUGUACCCGGGCACCUUGGCUGAGGGCACCGUCUACUGCCCUGUGUUGGCCCACAAGGUCACAUCGGCCGCUGAGGUAAUCGAGCAGGUGAUCGAGCGUCUGCGGCUGGACCGCACAAGGCUCUAUGUUCUGGCCGAGGUGAAGGAGUUUGGCGGUGAGGAAUGGAUUCUGAACCCGAGUGACUGCCCUGUGCAGCGCAUGAUGCUGUGGCCACGCACAGCGCUGGAAAACCGCUUCAGCAGCGAUGACUACCGCUUCCUGCUGCGCGAGAAGAACCUAGAUGGCUCCAUCCACUACGGCAAUGUUCAGAUGUGGCUGAGGGUGACCGAGGAGAGGAGGCGGCUGGUAGAGCGCGGCCUCCUCCCUCAGCCCCCGGCCGGACGGCAUGCUGCAGAUCUCUGCACUCUGCCGGACCUCAAUGAGCAGACGCUGCUCGAAAACCUGCGCUCACGCUUCAAACAGGAAAAGAUCUACACGUAUGCCGGCGGUAUCCUGAUAGUGGUCAACCCUUUCAAGUUCCUCCCUAUCUACAACCCAAAAUAUGUCAAGAUGUAUGACAACCACCAGCUGGGCAAGCUGGAGCCGCACAUCUAUGCCAUAGCUGAUGCUGCAUACCAUGCCAUGCUGCAGAGGCGCAGGAAUCAGUGCAUCGUCAUAUCGGGGGAGAGUGGCUCAGGGAAGACGCAGAGCACCAACUUUCUGAUCCAUCAUCUUACUGCACUCAGCCAGAAGGGCUUUGCAAGUGGAGUCGAGCAGAUCAUCCUAGGAGCUGGACCCGUACUAGAGGCGUUCGGGAAUGCUAAAACAGCCCACAACAACAACUCCAGCCGCUUCGGCAAGUUUAUCCAAGUUAACUAUCAGGAGAGUGGCACAGUGAGAGGAGCCUAUGUUGAGAAAUAUCUACUAGAGAAAUCUAGACUGGUCUAUCAGGAGCACAAUGAGAGGAACUACCAUGUGUUUUAUUACCUUUUGGCGGGAGCAAGUGAUGAGGAGAGAAAAGCAUUCCACCUGCUGAAACCAGACGAGUAUCAUUACCUCAACCAGAUGACAAAGAAAGUGCACAGACUACACUGGGAAAAUUACUAUGAGAGCGAGCUGGACUGUUUCACUGUGGAAGGGGAGGAUCUGAAGCAUGACUUUGAGAGACUUCAACUAGCCAUGGAGAUGGUGGGAUUCUUGCCAGCCACCCGUAAACAAAUCUUCUCCCUGCUGUCUGCCAUCCUUCUUCUGGGGAACAUACGCUACAAGAAGAAGACGUAUAGAGACGACUGUAUAGACAUCUGUAAUCCUGAAGUGCUCCCCACUAUCUCUGAACUGCUAGAGGUAAAGGAAGAGAUGCUCUUUGAGGCUCUGACCACAAGAAAGACAGUGACCGUGGGAGAGCGACUUAUUGUACCUUAUAAACUGGCUGAGGCUGGAACAGUGAGAGACUCCAUGGCUAAAUCUCUCUACGGCGCUCUCUUUGACUGGAUAGUCUUUCGCACCAACCAUGCACUUCUCAACAACAAAGACCUAGAGGACUCUGCCAAGAUUUUAUCUAUUGGAGUGUUGGAUAUCUUUGGCUUUGAGGACUAUGAGAACAACAGCUUUGAGCAGUUCUGCAUCAACUAUGCCAAUGAAAGACUGCAACACUAUUUCAACCAGCACAUCUUCAAACUGGAGCAGGAGGAGUACCGUACAGAGGGCAUCAGCUGGCAUAUGAUUGACUACAUCGACAACACAAGCUGCAUCAACCUCAUCAGCAAGAAACCCACAGCACUGCUCCACCUAUUGGAUGAGGAGUGCAACUUCCCCCAGGCAAGUAACCAGACUCUGCUGGAUAAGUUUAAGAGGCAGCAUGAGGGGAACAGCUACAUUGAGUUUCCUGCAGUCAUGGAGCCAGCCUUCAUCAUUCGCCACUACGCAGGGAAGGUCAAAUACAGCGUCAAGGAUUUCAGGGAGAAGAACACAGACCACAUGCGCCCAGACAUUGUGGCUCUGCUGAAGAGCAGUAAAAGCGCCUUUAUCUGUGGCCUGAUGGGAAUCGACCCUGUGGCCACCUUCCGCUGGGCCGUGCUUAGAGCUUACUUCAGAGCAGUAGUGGCUUUUAGAGCAGCUGGAAAAAGACAUGGGGAGAGGAAGAGCAGCUCUGACACUGCAGUGCAGUGCACAGUCAUUAAGAAGGUGGACAGCUUCAGUUUCCUGCAUCACCCAGUGCACCAGAGAAGCCUCGAGAUUCUUCAGAGAUGCAAAGAUGAUAAAUACAAUUCUUGCAUCACAUGGAAGAAUCAACGUAGUCCUCUGUCACACCUACAAGGCACCAACACUAUCAAUGAGAAAACAACAAGAGACGGGUUUUCUGGGUGUAACGGUCGUAGCUCGAGGUCGGGUCGUCUCUCCUCCACUGGCUCCUCUCAUGAAGAAGAUGGUAUUUUUGUUAAUGCCAUGAGCAGCAAGUUACUGGAGAGAGCCCAGGGCAUUUUGAUGCGCAACAAGAACUACAAAGCCAAGCUUUCCCUUCCCAAGCAUCUGUUAGAUGUUAAAUCUCUGAAGUACUUGAGCAGCUUGACACUUCAUGAUCGCAUCACCAAAUCACUCCUCCACCUGCACAAAAAGAAGAAACCCCCCAGCAUCAGUGCACAGUUUCAGGCUUCGCUGAACAAACUGAUGGAGACCCUGGGCCAGUCGGAGCCCUACUUUGUAAAAUGUAUUCGUUCAAAUGCAGAAAAGCUUCCUCUACGCUUUAAUGAUGCAUUAGUACUGAGGCAACUGCGGUACACUGGUAUGCUGGAGACAGUGAGGAUACGUCAGUCUGGAUACAGCAUCAAAUAUACAUUUCAGGACUUCGUUCAUCAUUUCCAUGUGCUGUUGCCUAGUGGACUGAGUGCUAGUCAGGCUGGCAUUCGGGAGUUCCUGCAGGGAGUUGACCUUGAUCCAGAUGGCUACCAAGUGGGCAAAACCAUGGUGUUUUUACGAGAGGCUCAGAGACAGAAGUUGCAGAACUUGCUCCAUCAGGAGGUGCUGAGAAGGAUUGUAGCUCUGCAGAGAAGAUUCAGAGCUCUGCUGGAGAGACGAGCCUUCACCAAUCAGAGACGUGCUGCACGUGUCAUUCAGCACUGGUGGCGUCAGUGUAUGCUAACCCUUAGCAAUGAGAGUGCUGGAGUUUCUGAGCUGCAGCAUAGGGCAGCAGUGUGUGUGCAGGCAGCGUGGAGAGGCUACAGGGAGAGAAGGCUCUAUCUGCUGCAGAGGGACGCAGUGCUGCUGCUGCAGAGAAGCUGGAGACGAUGUGUGCAGCAACAGAGACACAGAGCUGCAUGUCUUAUCCAGGCAUUCUGGAGGGCACACAAGCAGAGACAGAGAUAUUGGCAGCUAUCCAAAGCUGUCAUAACACUGCAGGCUGCCUGGAGGGGGCAUCAGGCCCGGCAGAGGUGUAGAAGCUUGAGAGAGGAACAGAAGAGUACAAGAACAGACCAUGGAAAAGAUAAAACAAAAGAAAGCUUGCAUAACCUCCAAAACCUUUCUGAUACCCAGACAACUAGCCUAGACUCACAGAUAUCUCAGCAAAGCUCAGCGACUUCACAGGAGUGCAGAAUGGAUACUGAGACCCUGCCAUCAGAGCUUUCCAGACCUCUGGAUGACAGCACUCUUAAGAGCCGAGCCAAGCGAGAGAGCAGGAGAAAGAGAGAACUGGAACAGGCAACAUUCAGUCUGAAAUUGCUGAAGGUGCGAUCCAAUACUCUUCCCCUCUCUGACAAACCAGUUUCUCCAGAAAAUAAAGUCUCUUCAAAAGCUGCUCCUCUCUGUUCCUCCCUUCAGAGCUCCCUCGACAGCCCUGGGAGCUUUGAGCAUAUUAGUGUUGAUGACAUGGAGGUGGAGUCAGCUGACCUUCAACAUCAUGAUCCCUUGUCUAAUAAUCAGGCAUCACUAGUUGAAGGGAAUAAAAGUGCUCUCAUAUUGGUACCUGAAUCUGAGAAAUCAGAACCAAAACAGCCAGAACCAACAAGUCCAGUGCAGGCUGGCCCAAGUGCCUCAAAGCCUCUGUUCUAUAUAUCAGAUGAAGCCAGUAGUCCUGUGCGCAAUGAGCUGCACACACCAUCUAAGUUGAAGUCUGUUCGAGAGAAAAAGGAGUCUCUGGUGUUUGUCAUCAGCAUGCAGAAGGAGAGUCCUAUAGACCAGAGCAGCCAGGAUGCUCUCGAGAGCUUAGAGAAGGAGGUAGAGUGGAGACCAGGCUCUGGCCAGCAGAAGAGCAUAUCAUCAAACGUGCAACCUGGAAACGCUCCCGUGAAUCAUCCAACCGUCCAGCCAUCUCCAUCACCAUCAUCUGGUACAACCAGGAUGAUGGUGCAGCAGAUGACCUCACAGCCCGGAAAGGGGGAGGAUGCGGUCAAAAUGCAAGCUCAGAAGAAGACAGUGGCUCAUAGUAUCAGCAUCAGCAUGAAGGAGAAAGCCACUAGCCUGGCCUUUUCUCCCAAACGCAGCAGACUGACCUUCUCCAAAUCUGAUAAAGACCUGGCAAAUCAGGAGCGUUCUAUGACCUUGCAAAGAGAAAGAACAUCAGGUUUCAGAUCUCUGAAGAGCAGAGAGGUGGCCCGAGCUGGCCGCCAAAAGAAAACCCGCAUGGCACGGACUCGCUCUGAUUUCCUGAGCCGUGCCUGUAGCACUGAGGCUGAUACUGACGAUGAGGACGAUGAAGAAUACGAGUACACGCCUGUGAUCUCUCACACACUGCCCCUCCCAGAGUCUCCAGACUCUCCCAGCCCUGAGCAAGACUUCCACAGUGACUCGGAGAUGCCCUCUCAGAAAGACCAGAAGCGGCUUCAGAAGACCAUGUCCUCAGGAGAUCUGGGAAAGGUCGACUCGUUGAGAAAGUCCUCGUCAAACUCUGAUGGCAGUGGGGUGAGGGGUAAGAUGCGCUUCUGGGGAAAGGGAAAGCAUGGUGAUAAGAAGAUGUCCAUCAGGGGACACUCAGCAGAUGCAGAUCUCUCAAAGACUCGCAAUGGCUCUCCUUCUGCCAGUCCUGAGCAGAGCAGAGCAGCAGAUCGUGGUCGGGACAGUAAAGAGAACAGGGAGCCAGAAGUGAGAAUGAUGACGAUGAAGAGGAGGCGCAGCGUGAAGAUUAGCAGUGUGCCUCAAGAACCGUCUCCAUGGCAGAAUGACUCUCUACACAUCCUCACAUGCACAGCCGACUACUGCAGCAUGAACGACUUCCUUAUGAAGAAGAUAAAUGAUCUGGAGACUGAGGACAGUAAGAAGGACACUCCUGUCGAUGUGGUCUUUAAGAAGGCUUUAAAAGAGUUUCGUCUUAAUAUCUUCAAUUCCUAUUCCACAGCCCUGGCUAUGGAUGAUGGUAAGAGUAUCAGGUAUAAAGAUCUGCAUGCACUGUUUGAGCACAUUCUGGAGAAGACCAUGCGUCUGGAGCAGAGAGACUGGUCAGAAUCACCUGUUAAAGUCUGGGUCAACACCUUUAAAGUCUUCCUGGAUGAGUUUGUGACUGAGUACAAACCUAUGCAUGGCGCCAUCAGCAAGGCUCCCAAACCAGAAAGCAAGAAGAGAAGGAAAAAGGAGGCAGACAUUGUGGAGGAGCACCUGGGUCACAUUUUCAAGUCCACUCAGUACAGCAUUCCCACAUACUGCGAGUACUGUUCUUCUCUCAUUUGGAUGAUGGACAGAGCAUGUGUCUGCAAAUUGUGUCGCUAUGCCUGUCACAGGAAAUGCUGCUUAAGGAUGACGACUAAAUGUAGCAAAAAGUUUGACCCAGAACAGUCUUCGCGGCAGUUUGGCGUGGAGCUGUCUCAGUUAACCAGUGAUGACAAAGCUGUACCUCAGGUGGUGGAGAAGCUCAUCAACUACAUAGAGAUGCAUGGUCUCUACACAGAGGGCAUCUACAGGAAGUCUGGGUCAACCAAUAAAAUCAAAGAGCUGAAGUUGGGCCUGGACACAGAUGCUAAUGCUGUGAAUCUGGAUGACUAUAACAUCCACGUUAUUGCCAGCGUGUUGAAGCAGUGGCUGCGGGACCUUCCCAAUCCUCUGAUGACCUUUGAACUUUAUGAGGAGUUCCUCAGGGCAACAGGUUUGCAGGACAAGAAAGAAGUGGUGAAAGGUGUGUAUACAGUAAUCGAUCAGCUCAGCAGGACUCACCUGAGCACGCUGGAGAGACUCAUCUUCCAUCUAGUCAGGAUCUCAUUGCAGGAGGACACUAAUCGGAUGAGUGCUAAUGCUCUAGCCAUUGUGUUUGCUCCCUGUAUCCUGCGGUGUCCUGACAGCAUUGACCCUCUACAGAGUGUACAGGACAUUGGCAAGACCACUGCCUGUGUGGAGCUGAUCAUCUGUGAACAGGUGAAUAAAUACAGAGCCAGACUGAAGGACAUCAGCAGUCUGGAGUUUGCUGAGAGCAAAGCCAAGAUCCGUCUCACACACAUCAGGAGGUCAAUGAAACCAGUACUAAUCGCUGUUAGGUUUAUGAGCAUGAGCCGAACUGCCACCUCGAGUAAAAUUCGGUUUUCUAAAAGCAGUCCCCUCACGCCGCCUUCACCCACAAGCCCACUGUCACCUGUGAUCACCGAGGGAGAUGGACCAAAUGAAGAUAGGGCGGAGUCAGGCCUGAGCGAACAGCAACAGGCAGCAAUGCAGCAAGAAGAAAAAGUGCUUUCUCAGCAAAUAGAAAACUUACAGAAAGAGAAGGAGGAGCUGACAUUUGAAAUGUUGGCAUUGGAGCCACGGACAUCUGAUGAUGAGCUGCUGGAAUCUGAGGCUUCUAUAGGAACAGCAGACAGCUCAGAAAACCUAAUAGCGGAACAGGAAGGAGCAACAGAGGCCUGGGAGAAAAGCUGCUCCAGCAUUCGUUCCCGUAAGUCAGAGUCCAAAAGCAGACGAGCUUUACGCCGCCAGCCUGAAUCCCUGGAUUCAGUAGACUCGGCCGUUGCCUCUCUCUCCUCCAGCUCAUCCACUCCUCACUACCGUUUCCGCUCGUCCUCCUCUGGCCCUCUCUUCUCUUCCCCCUCCUCCUCAGAACACGGGCAGCACCUCUUUCCUGAGCAGGAGGAAUUGGAGACGGCCACGUUAACCACCCGUUGUUCUUCUAGUUCAGAGAAAACACGGCCCAGGAGCAGAGGCAACCGGAGCUGCCCACCCAAACCCAGAGAUCCUGGAGAAGGUGGAGGGAGGAGGAGAGACACUGAUUUCAGCCCUGUGCAGCCUCUGGUGCUAUACGGCAGUAAAGAGUUUAUGGUGUAAAAAGGAGAGUGAGACCUGUUAGUGUCAGAGCUCUGCUUUCCUCAGAACAGAGCUGAGACCUAUAAAAAUAGAGGGAGCCUACUAAUGGACAGUAGGUUUUAGCUUGCAAGGUAGAGAAUGUGGAGGGAUAAGAAAGAAGAGGUAUGCUGAAAAUGAACCUGCCAAAGCUAAACCCUGACAUGCACAUGAUGCACCCUGCUGUAGAGUGGACCUGCUGGACUGGUCCUAUUCUCCCUGCUUCACUUUUACCUGUCCAUCUUCAUGUUUACAAAACUGAGCCAAUCCGAAGUCAUCCGGCUUCAACAGACUGCAUAGUGCUUUGCUAGCAUUUUUUUUUUUUUUUUUUCACCAUAAUGAGAUGUCAGUACAUCAGACAUUGAUAAUGUAUUAAAUAUGUAAGAUAAUAUUAUUGUAUUACUCCAAUGGAAAAGAAUCAUUGUACAUAAAACAAUGCAGCGCUGCUGGAUGGUCCAUGUGAAAAGUGUUUACUUGUCUUGAAUUUUUUGCAAUGGUAUGUGUAUUUUUUACAUGCGUUUGUGACAAAUAUGUCUCGUAAGCUUGUUUGCUUGGUUUUGCGUUUGAGUCACUUUUUUUCUUUUAAAAGAAAAGUAUCACUAGAGAGGACAAAAUGACAGAUGAUCAGAACAGCCAUGAUGUAGCUAUUUCCAUUCAUAGCCAUAUUGUGUUGGAAUACGACCAGAUAACACGUCUUCUUCUAUGUUUCCUCUUUUUGUGUUUAAUCUGCAUUCAUUGUGACCAAAUCAAGACUUGAAAUAUUUUUACCUUAUCUCGCUUAUGUUAUUAUGUUUGCUUUAAAUAUGGUUUCUAAUAUAUUGUUUCAAUGCGCCUUCUCUUUUGUAUCUUGGUAUACAUUAAUUUUGUCCUGAGAGCUAUUUUUAUUUUUAAAAACAAGAUUUUUUUUCAUGCCUUCUGCAGCCUUUGCUUGUGUCUGUACUGUGUAGACUGUACUGUGUCCUCUCUAUAAAAAGGGAACUAUUUUCCCAGCAGUAUGGUUAGAGUCUGUAAGUACAGUCCACUCAUAAUUGUCAUACACAUCUGAGCCUCAUACUGUUUACAGUAGUAAACAGAACAUUAAGCCACAAAGCCAUUUAACCAGAAUGAUCAAGUACUCAUAUACAAGCACACUUGAUCAGUCACUUCACAGUAUAUACUCUAGUGUAUUUAAUGAAUAUUAGCAUCAUCACCCAGAAAAGGGUUCAAUUGAAAUCGUUUACUCUUGAAUGUGUCUGGUUACAAUUAACUCAUAUAAUCUGUGUGAUGCCUGUAUAAACUUCACUAUGGUGGAAUUGGUCAAGCAGUAUGCAGCUAUGUCUUUUAUUGAAAACUUUUCUUUCCUUCCGUUCCAAGCAGUUUUUAAACGGUUAGAGAGUUGUAGUCUUGCCAUAUGAUCUUCUGUGUCUGUUUGGCCUUUGUCUGAAAUAUGGACAUAACAUUGGUAUGUUUCAUCUCCAACUUUACAGAUCUGGGCAAAGGAACAAGAGAAAUGGCAUGUUUGUUGUAAGUGAAUGUACUGACCACUGGAAAGCACGCUUCACUCUGAUUAUUUUUUAUUUUUAUUUUUUUUAAACAUUUCUGUAUUUCAAAACCAUGUGGAGUGUAGGUCACAAACAACACUGUUUUAAAUGGAUAUAUUAUCCUGUUUGUGACUCUGGGUUUGAAGAAAUCAGUGUGUGCAUUAAUUAUUUUUCCAAACAUUAUUAUUAUUAUUAUUAUUAUUAUUAUUGCCGAUUGUGCAAUUUGUGUAUUAUUUCCUUAAUGGACAAAUCUGUUUAUGGAUGUAAAAAGAAUAUAAUGAAAACCCACUUAUUAAAAAAAAUUGUUGAUGAA